Spathaspora passalidarum NRRL Y-27907 is the source of this 2340-nucleotide messenger RNA. RefSeq lists its product as uncharacterized. Lineage: Eukaryota; Fungi; Ascomycota; Pichiomycetes; Serinales; Debaryomycetaceae. The coding region runs from base 12 to 1862 and encodes 616 amino acids. The record is from RefSeq and is a predicted model, not a curated record. The transcript is spliced from 2 exons.
CAAACUAUGGCAUGGAAGAACAAUACGGAAGAUCAACUCUACGUGCUAGUAAUCACCGCGCCAGUCAAGGUGCAGAGGCAGAACUUGAUUUACUUCGUUUAAGUCAGCAACAAGAAGAAUUGAAAGCUUCUAUUAAAUCAUUACAAAGCGAUGUGUUGAACUUGUCCGAAUUAAGCGCUACUAGUGCCGGUUCAUUCAUGAGACAUAAGUACGAGAGAUACAUGAAUGAAUCAAAAAUGGAUGUAAACCGCGAGGAACCUCCAGAGGAAGAAAUGGCAAAGACAGAUUCUAAAGAAGCCUUUGACGCUGUUUUCCAAGAUAAGAAAUCUAAACAUCCCAAAAUAUUCAAGAUGUUAAUGAGAAAAUCCCAAACUGAACCAGCUUUAAACCCAAUUGAACGCAAUUUAAAGCAACAGGAUGAAAUGGAUUGGGCUGAUUUUAAAAUUCUGAUGAAUAGAAUGAAUUCUUUAACCAGCGAAGACAAACAGUCUAGAACCAAGAGAGUUGUUAGAGAAGAAGGCAACUUAAUUGUUAAGCCAUUAGACUAUGUCACUGAAAUCAAUACCAAUGAAACAAUUGGUGAAGGUAGUGACGGCUUCAAUCUUUCAGAUGUCAGAUAUUCCAAGGUUGCUUCAUUCAUGGAACAUUACCAGACUAGCUCUGAUAUGAAUGAUAUGAUUUCAGACAUUUCCGUUAAGUUCCAUGCUUCCAAAUUAAAUCAAAUAAGAUGUGUGUUGUUGCACAUGUGUAAAUUCCGUAUUAUUGAAGAACCAAACAAGAUUCUGAUACUUAAACCAAAACUCAAGGAUGUUCAAUAUAAAGGCGAAGCAUCAAUUUACCAAAUUAACUACCUUUUUAAGAAGAUUUUGGAUGCCUUGCGAAUUCCCCUGGAGAUUGUUCCUGGGUUUUGGAAGAAACCUAAUGAGUUUUAUCACAAUGAACAAUUUGUCAUUAAUCAUUGUUGGCUCUCUAUUCUUGUUGAUGAUUCCUUCAGAGUUAUGGAUAUUUACAACUUUAAACACGGAAGUGUUUGUAAUGUCAAGAAAUACAACGAGUUUUACUUUUUAGCUGAACCAUUGAGUGUGGUGUCUACUUACAUUCCUUCCAUUGUUGAAUUACAACAUGUCAUGCCACCAAUUGAUCCAAACAUUGCAUUUUAUUUACCUAGAACUUACUCCGGAUUUUAUAAAAACCAUUUAACAUUCAAGAACUUUAAUAAUGCAUUAACCAGAUUAAAAGAUUUAGAAUUUUUCGAGUUGGAAUUGGAUAUUCCUACCGAUGUCGAGUUAUUCACGCUAGUUAAAACUGCAAAAGUCACCACCAAUGAAUUAAGUUUAUGUCAAGUCAAGUGGGUAAAUAAUAAGCGAAUAGCUAAAAUCAAGGCCAUGCUUCCAGACAAGGAAUCUAUUGGUGUACUCCAAAUCUUUGCUGGUGAAAAGGGAUUACAGAAACAUUUUGAUAAUAUUCACGAACUAGCAAUAGUCAUUCCAUUAUACCAUCAAGGAACAUACAAGCCAUCUUCAUUCGUUCAAAGAUUUCCUACCGUACAGUCCCAAAACAAUGAUUUGUACAUUACAAAACCACAAGUUAAUAAGCUUGUACUUAAAAAUGCCUAUAACUUUGAAAUUGAGCAGCAUCCAUCCCAGGGAGUCUCAUCUGUAUCAACUACUCGUGAUUUCAAGCUUGUUAUUGAAUCGCCACUGGGUAAGUAUUUCCCAUUGACCAAAGACGAUGAUUCGGUACCAUAUGGUGUGUAUUCUUCCAAUAUCAAAUGUCAAGAAACAGGUGUGUACCGAGGAUUGGUUAUUGGUGAUAGUGGUACCAGUUGGUAUGUGUUUGCCCAAUGGGAGUGUAUUGCUUAGCUUAACAUUAAUUUAAUAGAAUAAUUUGAUUUUCGAUUUUGGUUGCAAAGUAUUCGCACAGUAUAAAUUGAGCAGUUAUUUCCUCUCAAUUUGUUUUUUUUUACAAAAUUCUUCUUCUUUCUUUUUUAAUUUCAAUUUAUAUCAAAAUUCAUUUAGUUGAGACAGCAAACUUAUUAGGUACAUGAAUACCAGUUGACUGCAACAAGUUUUUGUACGCCAAAUCCAUAUCAUUUGAAGGGUUAGAGAAAUCAUCCAGCAUCAAUCAAACAAAAAUAGGUCGUGCAGUUUGGUGAAACAUAGAUGGGGUUGUGAUUGAGAAACAAGGUAAAUUAACAGAACAAUAUUUUGCUGUAUUUGCUGACUUGAUUAUAGGGCUUAUUUACUGGUUGAUUCAGCAAAUGUUUUGAGCAAAUCUUCUCCGUUAAAUUUCAUUGUUUCCAAUACCCAGGCGUCUACUGUUUCUAAGGAUUGGUGUAGC